Cuscuta campestris is the source of this 1977-nucleotide messenger RNA. Lineage: Eukaryota; Viridiplantae; Streptophyta; Magnoliopsida; Solanales; Convolvulaceae. The record is from the annotation of a GenBank genome assembly.
CCUAAACCUAGCCUCUGUCCCCUCCCUCCGUCCAAAGCUUACUCCCAGAACCCCAGUCCCGGCGGCGGCGGCGGCGCGAUGGGCUCUCAAGCUCCGGCAGCGAAAUCGAACGUAGUCCUCAUUCUGGACUACGGUUCUCAGUACACCCACCUCAUCACCCGCCGAAUCCGAAGCUUAUCGGUUUUCUCCCUCUGCAUCAACGGCACCUCCUCGCUGGAGACCAUCACCAAGCUUGAGCCGUCCGUCAUCAUCCUCUCCGGAGGCCCACACAGCGUCCACGCCGAUGGAGCUCCGUCAUUUCCGCCGGGAUUUAUCGAAUACGUCGAGUCUAGAGGCGUGUACUUGCUCGGAAUCUGUUACGGCCUACAGCUGAUUGUCCAGAAGCUCGGAGGCGUGGUGAAAUUCGGGGAGAAGCACGAGUAUGGGCGAAUGGAGAUUGAGGUUGUGAAGGGAGGAUCUGAGCUUUUUGGGAACAGGAGUGUUGGGGAUAGCCAGGUUGUUUGGAUGAGCCAUGGGGACGAGGCUGUCAAGUUGCCCGAUGGGUUCAAUGUUGUGGCUCGGAGUCACCAAGGGGCAGUGGCUGCUAUUGAGCACAGAGAAAGGAGGUUCUAUGGGUUGCAGUAUCAUCCUGAGGUGACUCAUUCCACCGAAGGUAUGGAAACAUUGAAACACUUCCUCUUCGAUGUUUGUGGAGUUACUGCAGGAUGGAAGAUGGAAGAUGUUCUGGAGGAAGAGAUAAAAAUUAUUAAGGACAUAGUAGGACUUGAAGAUCAUGUCAUUUGUGCACUAUCUGGAGGUGUUGACUCAACUGUAGCAGCUACAAUUGUACACAAGGCUAUUGGGGAUAGACUUCAUUGUGUGUUUGUUGACAAUGGUCUAUUGAGGUAUAAAGAGGGUGAGCGGGUCAUGGAUACAUUUCGAAGGGAUCUUCAUUUACCUGUUACUUGUGUUGAUGCAACAGAGCAAUUUCUAAGCAAACUGAAAGGUGUAGUGGACCCAGAAAUGAAAAGAAAAAUAAUCGGAAAGGAGUUCAUCUGCAUAUUUGAUCAGUUUGCUCAAGACUUGGAGAAGCAGUUGGGGAAAAAACCUACAUACUUGGUCCAAGGAACCUUGUACCCCGAUGUGAUAGAAUCGUGCCCCCCACCAGGCAGUGGAAGGACACACUCCCACACAAUUAAGAGCCAUCACAAUGUUGGAGGGCUUCCCAAGGACAUGAAGUUGAAGCUCAUUGAACCACUCAAACUCCUUUUCAAGGAUGAGGUUCGUGAAUUGGGAAAGAUUUUGAAUAUUCCUGUGGCUUUUCUGAAGCGCCAUCCUUUUCCGGGGCCUGGCCUUGCUGUACGGAUUCCAGGCGAUGUCACAGAAGGAAAUGCGUUAGAUAUUCUCCGCCAGGCGGAUGAGAUUUUCAUUCAAUCCAUUAAAGAAGCAGGGCUUUAUGAUGACAUCUGGCAAGCUUUUGCUGUGUUUUUGCCGGUGAAGACAGUUGGGGUUCAGGGAGAUCAAAGAACACAUUCUCAUGCCGUGGCACUUAGGGCAGUGACUAGCCAAGACGGAAUGACUGCAGACUGGUACAACUUCAACUUCAAGUUCCUAGACGAAGUGUCAAGAAAGAUUUGCAAUGGCGUUCGGGGAGUCAACCGAGUCCUUCUAGACAUCACUUCCAAGCCUCCAUCAACAAUCGAGUGGGAAUGAUUCUUUCAUUGUGAUGCAUUUGAUCGGGUCGGUGCAACUAGUAGAGGUUUUGAAGUAUGGUUUUCUAGUCAAUGGUCUUUUAGUUAUAGCCAGCAUUUUAGUGCUAGAGGGGUUAUCCCAUGGUGUGCAUCAUUUAUGUGAAAUUACCAUGUUAUAUUUUUAGUAGUAUAUUAGUGGGAGGGUAUAUGUGGAAUUUCAUAGAGAUGGUGUCUACCAUGAGGAGCCUCUUUUUUUUGAAGUGUUAUCUUGAACGUUUAAUGUUUGCAAUAGAAUUUUUUUCAUAGU